AUGUCCCUCAACUUGGAGAAGCAACUCACUUUCUAUGGCGCUUAUCACCACAACAAUGUAAACGUGAUCAUUCACAUUGUUUGCGUGCCAUUAAUCUUAUUUUCAUUCUUUGAGAUCGCUUCCAAUUAUGGCCCCUUCUUCGAACUUCCUCCGUGGCUCCAGAUACCCUACCUUGAGCCUAACCUGGGGACGUUUGCGGCCCUGACAUGGGGCGGCCUAUAUCUUCUCCUUGAGCCUGUUGCAGGAGGGGCUCUGGCUCUCAUUUGUCUUGGUGCAGCAGCUGGCACCAAUUAUCUGCGCCUGCUGGACCCGGCCGGCACUACACGGAUCGCGAUAGCAGUUCACGUUGUGUGCUGGCUGCUGCAGUUUGUCGGCCACGGCAAGUUCGAGGGUAGGGCUCCCGCGUUGCUGGACAACUUGUUUCAGGCCAUCUUCCUGGCCCCGCUGUUCGUCUGGCUUGAGCUCUUAUUCAUGGCUGGAUACCGUCCCGAGCUGAAGAAGCGCGUCGAUAAGGCUGUCGAGAUCGAGAUUGAAAAGUUCCGGGCACGCAAGGGCAAGAAGGCGGAUAAGACCCAAUGA
Messenger RNA from Canariomyces notabilis, 579 nucleotides. RefSeq names its product DUF962-domain-containing protein. NCBI's taxonomy places the organism in Eukaryota, Fungi, Ascomycota, Sordariomycetes, Sordariales, Chaetomiaceae. The transcript has 3 exons. The record is from RefSeq and is a predicted model, not a curated record. Gene Ontology annotation, cellular component: endoplasmic reticulum. Bases 1 to 579 code for a protein of 192 amino acids. Gene Ontology annotation, biological process: sphingoid catabolic process.